Messenger RNA from Pongo pygmaeus (Bornean orangutan), 569 nucleotides. RefSeq names its product dynein light chain 1, cytoplasmic-like. The transcript has a single exon. Gene Ontology annotation, cellular component: cytoplasmic dynein complex. The coding region runs from base 25 to 294 and encodes 89 amino acids. Gene Ontology annotation, biological process: motile cilium assembly; intraciliary retrograde transport. The record is from RefSeq and is a predicted model, not a curated record. Gene Ontology annotation, molecular function: dynein intermediate chain binding. NCBI's taxonomy places the organism in Eukaryota, Metazoa, Chordata, Mammalia, Primates, Hominidae.
CAGCCCCCUUCUCCAUGGGUAACCAUGUGUGACCAAAAGGCCGUGAUCAAAAAUGCGGACAUGUCGGAAGAGAUGCAACAGAACUCAGUGGAGUGCGCUACUCAGGCGCUGGAGAAAUACAACAUAGAGAAGAACAUUGCGGCUCAUAUCAAGAAGGAAUGUGACAAGAAGUACAAUCCCACCUGGCAUUGCAUCGUGGGGAGGAACUUCAGUAGUUACGUGACACAUGAAACCAAACACUUCAUCUACUUCUACCUGGGCCAAGUGGCCAUUCUUCUGUUCAAAUCUGGUUAAAAGCAUGGACUGUGCCACCCACCAGUGGUCCAUCCAAAAACGAGGACUGCAGCCUAAAUUCCAAAUACCAGAGACUGAAAUUUUCAGCCUUGCUAAGGGAACACCUCGAUGUUUGAACCUUUAUUGUGUUUUAUACAGGGCAUUCUCUGUACUAGUUUGUUGUGGUUAUAAAACAAUUAGCAAAAUAGCCUACAUUUGUAUUUAUUUUCUCUUCCAUACUUCUGCCUCACGUUGUUUUCUCUUAAAAUCCAUUCCUUUAAAAAAUAAAUCUGUUG